Messenger RNA from Carica papaya (papaya), 1477 nucleotides. The record is from RefSeq and is a predicted model, not a curated record. Lineage: Eukaryota; Viridiplantae; Streptophyta; Magnoliopsida; Brassicales; Caricaceae.
CAGAAAUUAAAAUCGAAAAUGGAAGAAAUCGAACUGCAACUUCAAAUCAAUUUCAGUUAAACGAACUGUAGAGUUGCAACGGAGAAGAUACUCUGGUUACAAGCUCCUUAUAUCUCUUUGCAUGCAUCUGAUUCAGCCCGAAGCUUUAAAUCAUCAAGCCUCUACUCAAGAACCCUAAUCCAUUGAAGCCCGAAACAUUCUCCAGUCUCGGCUCUCUCUCUCUCGCCAUUUCUCGCGACAAGAAGAUAAAAAAGUGAACCCUGCAGCAUAUAUCAUCACUUGUUCGGCGCGACUCUUUCUCAAUCCUGUUCAGGUGGUAAAUUGACUUUAUACUUUAUGGAUGGCUGCUAUUCGGUCGUCACAAGUUUUUGUCAACCCCCAAGAACAAUAUCUUGGGUUUCAAGGCACAGAAGAAACAACGUCAAGAUCUACAGAAUCAGAAUCAUCCACCUCCCUUUUGGUUCGGCACCUUCCUGAAGCAAUUCCUCAUGAUACCCUCUCUCGACUCUUCUCACACUAUGGUGCUUCUGCUGUUCGUCCCUGUUCAGGUGGCAGAUUGAGAAAUUGUGCAUUUGUGGAUUUCAAAAAUGAAGCAUUGGCUUCUCAAGCACAACGUCAGUUAAAUGGGCUGAGGUUUCUUGGUAAAGUCUUAUCUGUUCGGAGGGCUAGUAAGCAGGCUGAACAAACUGAGGCUCAAGGUAUGAAGGAUUUUAAACAGUCAACAUCUAAAAUGAAGGAUGCUACUUUGAUCAGAGAUAUUGGUAGUAGUUCAAAACCAGGGUCUGUUUUUGCCGAUGAACCAAUUGCUGCAAGACUUGGUGUAGAAUAUCCAUUUCCUCCUCACCUAGAAUAUGCCUAUCCACCACCAGAUGGAAAUAUUCUGACCAACAUUGUCAAUGCUCUUAUAGCUGUUCCCCGCUUUUACACCCAGGUGUUGCACCUGAUGAACAAAAUGAAUAUUCCAGCUCCAUUUCGUAUGGCUCUACCCACACCACCUCUGCCACCUUCAGCACCUGCACCACUCUCUCCUCCACCACCGCCUUCAAAACCUAACAUGGCAGAUCUAUCUAGUGGUGAGUCAGAGAUGGAGUCUUCAGAUGAGGAGGUUGACGGUGAAGAUCAUUCUCUUCGAGUAGUGAAACCUGGAAGAAAGCGUGCGAGGCCAGAAGUUAUUUUAGGCCCUGCAGUUGAUAAAGAUGUGGUUCAUGAGGCUGUUGGAGUGAAGUCAGUCACCUUGAUGCCGAAAGAAAUACCAGUUAUAAAGAAGAAGAAUCCUGUAGUACAGAUAAAAAUUUCCCACAAAGUGACACAGGUUGAACAUAAAGAUGAAAGUGGUCACAAAGAAAAUGUGGAGGAGCCCAACAAAGAGAACUCAGACCUUAAAGCAUUUGUAACUCAAGCGGAACUAGAGAGUGGAAAGUUACCUCCGGAGGAAAUUCUCUCGCUUCCUAUGUUUAAGGUAUUGGAACCCACAUAA